AUGAACGGCUUGGCUGGCAGCGUGUCGACCGCUGGCCAGUUGUACGUCCGCGCGCUUUACGACUACGAUGCCGACGACCGCACGAGCUUGAGCUUUCACCAGGGCGACAUCAUACAGGUCAUCACGCAGUUGGAGAGUGGAUGGUGGGAUGGGGUGAUUCGCGGUGUGCGAGGGUGGUUCCCCAGCAACUACUGCGCUGUCGUGGCGCCUCCGUAUGAAGAUGGCAUGGGCAAUGGGCUUCGGGCAGGCGAUUCGGAGGCUGAAGAGUCGGAGGAGGAAUACGGCGAGCAGGAGCACACCCACAUGACCAAUGGCACCUCCACUUAUCACGAGAAUGCGGCUACAACCACCCAAGAAGAAGCGGCAUUCUGGAUACCCCAGGCCACACCCGAUGGGAGGCUGUUCUACUUCAAUACGCUCACGGGCGAGAGCACAAUGGAACUCCCUCUCGAAGCACCCACCUCCGCCAACGAGACUGGCCCGCGAGACCGCACCAACAUCUACAUUCCCGAUCAGACCAGACCGCCGGCCGAGUUCAUGGCGGCCGGAUACGAGCGAGAUGAGGACACCGACUAUGCUUCUGCGUCGGAGGCUGAGGACGCGUCCGUGGCACAGGGCUCAAAGGCCUCGAGCCAUCGACGCAGGCGUUCGUAUCUGUCCGACGGUGUGUCACCAGCGACGUCCAUGGAUUCUUUGAGCGCUGCUUCUCCGUUGAGCCGCUCUCGCACCAAUCUUACUGAAGCAAGCAACGUGUCGCUUUCGGCGAUGCAGCAGGGAAUCCCACCCGUUGGUACCACCAUGACCUCGUUCGCUAAUGCGCAGCCCGGCGGAUCGAGCACUUCGUUAAUACCUCGGAGAUUCUUUGACGACGCGCAUGCCGUUCCAUUGACGUGGAAUACUAUGGUCGAAGACAUGCGCCGCGCUGUCCAGAGAUAUCGUGAAGUCAUCAACGCCGGCGAUCGCUCAGAGUUCGUUCGCAAAGCCGAAGACAUUUCAGACCAUUUGCGCUUGUUGCUUGCCGCCGGCUCAGGCACUACCGACAACCACAGCGGAAACCCCUCAAUCAUCUCAACGAACAAGGCUCUCUACCCUCACUUCAGAGAGAUGAUGUCCAGAUUCUCCAAGCUAGUCCUGUCUUCUCACAUCGCCGCAGCGGACUUCCCUGCGCCAGACUCGGCAGCCAAAUGUCUGCAGGAAGCCGAAGGCGUCCUGCAUGGCGUCUAUGGCUUUGUGGAGGUGGCUCGACAACAACGUGGUGAAGAAAUACCAAGGCUGACACCAGGGUUCGUCAAUGGGAGCAAGAAGGCGGGCAACUGGCAAAGCAAUGGCCUCGAUGCCAAAGAUCCGUUGGCGUCAAUGUCAUUCAUGGACGACGAGCACGAAGCCCUCAGCGAGCCGUCGGCGGCGUUGGACCCGGCCCUAUUGCAACGCUUGGAUGACCUGAAGCGACUGAUUGUGUCGAGCAUCCGGCGGCUAGACGAGCACCUGGUGCUCCGCGACAAACUUAUAACGCAUCACAAACAUCGACAGAUCGGUGAUGCAGUCUGCAGAUCUGGCACUCAGGUGAUCGAAGUUUGCCGGCCUUAUCUGUCAACAAUCGAAUCAGUGAAUCUCGCCUCGUUACAGUCCGCAUUGGAAACGCCUCAGCUAAACGACUUCUCCGAACAUAAACAAGAGCUAUACGACUCUACAUCGGACCUCAUCGCAGCAUGCCAAGCAGUUGCAAGCCCCUUGGGUGAUGAAUGGGCUGAGGUUAGAGGCCCUUCACUAGAGGAGCGAUUGAACCGGGUCAAGUCGGUUGGAAGGGAACUUGACACUGCCACCAACCAGAUCUUCUUCUCCCUGCAGCUUCUCUCUGAGUUGAUGCCUCACGACGCAUCAAGUCGUGAUCCACAUCGCUUGACUGACGGCGGAGCGCCGUACGAACAGCACAUGAAGAGCAACUCGAAGACGUUGCGACCUACACUCGCAGAUGUAGGGCACUCGAAGUCAUUCACCGAGGGAACCUCACCGAGUGUCGGCACCCCUAGCCAACCACAGGAAGCUCGCGCAGGGGAGAGCUCAAAGGUGAAGCGCUUCUUUGGGGAAGUACCGGCGCAGACCGUUCCUGGCCGAGAUUCAGAAGAGAUGCCUGACUACCUACGACUUGAUCACGAGGGCGAGAUCGCCUACGACUUCAAGGUUGAACCUCCGCAACUCCGGGGUGGAACUUUGACAGGACUGGUGGAGCAGCUGACCCGGCACGAUCGGUUAGAUUCGCCCUUUAACAACACGUUCUUGCUGACGUAUCGGUCGUUCACCACCGGCCCUGAACUCUUUGAGAUGCUGGUCAAGCGCUGGACAAUACAACCGCCGCCUGGAUUAUCUGGCAACGACCUACAGACGUGGACCGACAAGAAGCAGAAGCCAAUCAGAUUCCGUGUGGUCAACAUCUUGAAGUCGUGGUUUGACAACUACUGGAUGGAGGGCAACGAUGAAGCGAGUCAACAACUUAUGCAGCGCGUGUAUACCUUCGCAAAGGACGCCGUGCAGUCGACAAGCACCCCGGGAGCUGGACCUUUGAUGACAGCGAUCGAGCAAAGAAUGCGCGGCCAAGAUGCUUCGAGUAAGCGACUGGUGCUGACCCUCAAUUCACAAGCACCUCCGCCCAUCAUCCCCAAGAACAUGAAGAAGCUCAAGUUCCUCGAUAUCGACGCUCUUGAGUUCGCUCGCCAACUCACCAUCAUCGAGUCGAAGCUGUAUGGCAAGAUCAGGCCGACCGAAUGCUUGAAUAAGACAUGGCAGAAGAAGUUGGCCAACGGCGAACCUGAUCCAGCUGAGAACGUCAAAGCCCUGAUUCUUCACUCGAAUCAGUUGACGAACUGGGUCGCUCAGAUGAUCUUGACUCAAGCAGACGUCAAAAGGCGUGUUGUGGUCAUCAAGCACUUUGUCUCGAUCGCAGACAAGUGUCGAACCUUGAAUAACUUCUCAUGUUUGACCUCGAUAAUCUCGGCGCUGGGCUCAGCACCUAUCCACAGACUUAACAGGACGUGGGCGCAGGUCAAUGCUCGGACAACACAGACUUUGGAAUCGAUGCGCAAGCUGAUGGGAUCGACAAAGAACUUCUUGGAGUACCGCGAGUCUCUACACAAGGCCAACCCUCCAUGCAUCCCAUUCUUCGGAAUAUACCUGACGGACUUGACGUUCAUCGAAGACGGAAUCCCCAGCAUCAUCAAGAAGACACAAUUAAUCAACUUUGCGAAACGAGCCAAGACAGCAGAAGUGAUUCGCGACAUCCAGCAAUAUCAGAAUGUGCCUUACGGACUGCAACCGGUGCCUGAGCUGCAGGAAUACAUUCUUCGAAAUAUGCAAAGCGCGGGCGAUGUGCAUGAGAUGUACGAGCGAAGUUUGCAAGUUGAACCUCGCGAAAGGGAGGACGAGAAGAUCGCAAGGUUGUUGUCAGAAUCCGGAUUCUUGUAG
Molecule: messenger RNA, 3459 nt
Organism: Zasmidium cellare ATCC 36951
Lineage: Eukaryota; Fungi; Ascomycota; Dothideomycetes; Mycosphaerellales; Mycosphaerellaceae
Exons: 3
Coding region: 1-3459 (1152 amino acids)
Biological process (GO): Ras protein signal transduction; positive regulation of GTPase activity
Cellular component (GO): plasma membrane
Molecular function (GO): protein binding; guanyl-nucleotide exchange factor activity
Source: RefSeq, a predicted model, not a curated record